UUGAUACUUGCCCACCAGCAGCUAAGCCAAGUUCACACUGCUAGUGAGUUAGAACUAUAGCAGCAUUUACAAAACAAGCAAAAUGAGAGGCCGCAGUAAUUCCGGAGUGAAACUGGACAACUAUGCCAGAAUGUUGCAACAGACAAUCCUCUGUCACCAGGAUCCGGUGACAGGGUUGCUCCCAGGAGAUGAGACGUUACUUCAUGCCUGGGUAAGAGACAAUGUGUACAGCAUCCUGUCUGUGUGGGCUCUGAGUCUGGCCUACAGGAAGAAUGCAGACAGAGAUGAAGACAAAGCCAAAGCCUAUGAACUGGAGCAGAGUGUGGUCAAACUCAUGCGAGGACUACUGCGGUGUAUGAUGAGACAGCUUGAUAAGGUGGAGAAGUUCAAGUACAGCAAAAACACCAAAGAUUGCCUUCAUGCGAAGUACCAUACAGGAACUUGUGCGACUGUAGUUGGUGAUCAGGAGUGGGGACAUCUACAGGUGGACGCUACCUCCAUCUUCCUGCUCUUUCUGGCCCAAAUGACAGCAUCAGGGCUGAAAAUUGUUUACACACGUGAUGAGGUCGAUGUUGUCCAGAAUCUGAUCUUUUACAUUGAAUCUGCGUACAAAGUGGCGGAUUUUGGAAUGUGGGAACGAGGAGACAAGACCAACACAGGGAUCCCUGAGAUAAAUGCCAGCUCUAUUGGAAUGGCAAAGGCUGCUCUGGAGGCCUUGGAUGGACUGAACCUUUUUGGUGCCAAGGGCGGCCCAGAGUCCGUCGUACACUCUUUAGCUGAUGACAUUCAGCACUGCCAAUCUAUUCUCAGCUCCAUGCUGCCAAGGGCAUCAACAUCCAAAGAAGUGGACGCUGGGGUUCUUUCCAUCAUCUCUUAUCCAGCAUUUGCAGUUGAGGACAUUAACAUAGUUAAUAUCACCAAAGAAGAAAUCAUUUCAAAACUUCAGGGCAGAUAUGGAUGCUGUCGCUUUCUUAGAGAUGGAAAUAAAACUCCCCGAGAGGACCCUGAUCGAUUGUACUACGAGUCAUCAGAGCUGAAGCUCUUUGAGAACAUAGAGUGUGAAUGGCCACUGUUCUGGACAUACCUCAUCCUGGAUGGCGUUUUUAUCAACAGUCCAGAACAGGUUCAGGAGUACAGAGAGUCUUUAGACAGCAUUCUCAUCAGAGGAAAGAAUGGAUUACGAUUGGUCCCUGAGCUUUACAGUGUUCCUCCAGAUAAGGUUGAAGAAGAGUAUGUUAACCCUCACACCGUAGAGAGAGUGCCAGGAGGCAAGUGUCCACUGAAAUGGGGCCAGUCGCUGUACAUAUUGGGUAACCUGCUGUCAGAGGGAUUUUUAGCAACUGGUGAAAUCGAUCCUCUCAAUAGACGCCUCUCUACUGUCCCCAAGCCUGAUGUUGUGGUUCAAGUGUCUAUCCUGGCAGAAAGCGACGAGAUUAAACAGCUCCUACAGAGCCAUGGCAUUGACUCAGAAACCCUGGAGGACGUUCACCCAAUCCGAGUUCAGCCCUCCAGAGUCCUCAGUCACAUCUAUGCCAGACUAGGGCGUAACCAAAGGCUGGGAUUGACUGGACGGCCGUACCGGCGAAUUGGUGUGCUGGGAACAUCCAAAUUCUACAUUAUUCGCAACACUAUAUUUACCUUCACACCUCAAUUUGUAGACCAUCAUGAGUUCUAUCUGGCCCUGGACAAUCACAUGAUUGUGGAAAUGCUCCGCAUUGACAUCUCCUACCUCUGCUCUCGCUGGAGGAUGACCGGCCGACCCACUGUAACUUUCCCAAUUUUACACGACAUGCUCACCGAUGAUCACAAGCACAUUGAUCCUGCUGUUUUGGCAACCCUGAAAAAACUACAGGACGGUUACUUUGGAGGAGCAAGGGUUAAGACUGGGAAACUUUCUGCUUUUCUUGACACCUCCUGUUGUGCCCAUCUUACAUUUAUGGAUUGUGAGGUGGAUGACCUGGCUGUGUAUCUGGACCAGCUACUGGCAGUUCCUCAGCAGAGUCCCAUAAGUGCCACUAAAGGAGGCCUAAACCGCUUCAGGGCAGCAGUCAAAAAGACUCAGGAGAUGGUGUCUCUGGUGCACAAGGCCAGAGAGCUCAAUAUACUCAAUGUGCAUAUGUACCUUCCAACAAAACUUUUUCAGUCUCCGGCACCAAACCUUAAUUUGCUGGAUUGCAAAGAAAAGGCAUCUGAGACACAGGCCCCUCAACCUACAAACCUGCCCAGAGAUGUCAAUGGCGGGAUUGACUACCCAGCUUUAGUGCAGAUGCUGAAACAAAGUCAAAACUUGCAGGAUCAGGCUGAUAUUCUCUAUAUCCUGUUCAAAGACAAGGGAAUGGAUUGGGACACCAAGCUGCACGGGAAAGGUUGGACGGUAAGACAACUACUGAGUGAUUUGUAUGAAAGGGCAGGAAACCUAAAACACUGGGGCCUCAUCCGGAUGAUCUGUGGGAUGCUACGCAAGAAAGUAGAAGAGCUGGAUGCUGCCUGCUCAGAUUUGCUUAUUCAUCAGAAACAUCUAACAGUUGGCCUUCCUCCUGAACCAAGAGAGAAAACUAUUUCAGCCCCUAUGCCCCCAGAUAAGCUGGCAAGGCUGAUCGAGGAAGCUAGUGAGAACAACCUCACCAUCGCUGUUCUCACUCAGGAGAUAAUGGUGUUUCUGGCUAUGAGUAUUCGUACCCAGCCAAAAAUCUUCAGUGAAAUGUUUCGCCUCCGAAUUGGUCUCAUACUUCAGGUCAUGGUCACAGAGCUUGCUCAGUCCCUCGACUGUUCAGGUGAGGAGGCUACAGAGAGUUUGAUGAACAUGAGCCCAUCUGAGAUGAAGAACCUGCUGGUUCACAUUCUCAGUGGCAAAGAGUUUGGGGUUCAGAAAAGUGUGCACUCAUCAGGAAAUGUGGUCAGCCCUGAUGUCAAUAUCCAAGACAAGAGCAAAUCCAGCUCCACCAGACCCGAAGUGAAAGUUGCAAGUAAACAGGGUGGUGAUAUCAAACUGGCUGUGUCAGUUCAUUCGCUGCAUAUUGGAAAUAUUGAAUCAGGGAGAUACAGACUUCCAUCCAUUGAGUCAUUUCAAGGAUCAUUAGGAGCCACGUUGGUGCAUGACAGCAGACAUGGCCAGUGGCUUCGGCGCAGACGUCUUGAUGGAGCUCUCAACAGAGUCCCUUUUGGUUUCUAUCAAAACGUCUGGAAGAUUCUGCAGAAGUGUCACGGGCUGUCCAUUGAGGGCUUUGUGCUUCCAUCCUCAACCACACGAGAGAUGACUCCCGGUGAAAUCAAGUUUGCAGUGCAUGUGGAAACAGUCCUGAACCGCAUAUCUCAACCUGAAUACCGGCAGUUGUUGGUGGAGGCCAUCCUGGUCCUGACCAUGUUGGCAGAGUUGGACAUCCAGAGUUUGGGUGGGGUCAUUGAGGUGGAGAGGAUUGUACAAAUGGCCAGUAACAUGUUCUACAAUGAUCAGAAAGAACUGGGAGCUGAUGAGAGUCUUCUUGAGAAGGAUCACAUGACUGGCAUCUGCAGGCUGAUGUACGACAGCUCCCCCAGUGGCCGUUUUGGCAGCAUGACCUACCUCUCCAAAGCAGUGGCUAGUUAUGUUGAAGACUUUCUUCCCAGUGGAGCUUGUGCCUUUCAGUGAAGCUCCAAACGAUCACAUUGAACUAUCAUACUAUCACAGUGUCAUUUUAAAUGUAGAUAGUGAUAUAUUAAUGAUCUUAGAUAUUUGCAUGAAAAAGUAAAGGCAAGUUAAAUGUGAAGUGUGUUACUUUUGCUCCAUUAACUUCACCAAAUAUGCCUUUGGCCAGAGUCCUGUCCCAAAACAUGCAAACUGCUUAGCAUUAGCAAAUUAGCCAAAAAGCAUCUUACUCCAUUGCUGGCUGUUCAAAGGUAGCUGUGUACU
Carassius carassius (crucian carp) is the source of this 3889-nucleotide messenger RNA. RefSeq names its product phosphorylase kinase, alpha 1b (muscle) (gene phka1b). Bases 83 to 3628 code for a protein of 1181 amino acids. The record is from RefSeq and is a predicted model, not a curated record. NCBI's taxonomy places the organism in Eukaryota, Metazoa, Chordata, Actinopteri, Cypriniformes, Cyprinidae. The transcript has 32 exons. Gene Ontology annotation, biological process: glycogen metabolic process. Gene Ontology annotation, cellular component: phosphorylase kinase complex. Gene Ontology annotation, molecular function: calmodulin binding.